AUGAGCGCGCGGGGCUGCUGGGGCCUCCCGGCCGUGCUGCUGGGGCUCGCGGCCUUGUCGCUGCUGCUGCUGCAGUACCAGCAGAGGAUCCACGAGCUCGCCGCGAUCUCCAGCGGGUUCGGCGGCGACUGCCGGGGCAACGCCACCUACGUGGCCCUGCUGGAAGCCAAGGUGGCGGCGCUCACCGCUGACCUGGCCGCCGAGCGGGCCAGGGCGCCAAGCAGCGCGGGGGACUCGGGCGUGGCUGGCCCCAGGGUGUGGCCCACCAGUGCGGACAACAGCUUGUUUGUCGACAAGGACGACGUGGUCGACAUUGCCAAGUUUGACAAGAAAGGGGGGCCCCAGCAAGCGGGCAAACGCCUUUCAGUCGAUGACGUGCUGUUCGGUUACGACCUGCUGUACCAGAAGCGCAAGCUCUUCGAUGUGCAGAGAUGGAAGGGCAUGGUCAUGCAGCAGGAUCCAAAUGACGCUUUUGCAAUUCAAGACUUUUUAUGGAAUGAGCGGCCUGACCUCAUGAUUGAGUUUGGCACAAACACGGGUGGCGGCGCUGUAUUUUGGGCAGAAAUCAUGACGGAAUACAAUCCCGAUGCUCACAUCAUCACAUUGGACAUUGCAAAUCGCAUCAAUAAAUCUUUCGCUGGCGCAAAGGGGAAAGUCAAGGCGUCUGACAGUCGCCACUGGGGAACAACCAUACGUCCAAUCAUUGGCAACCCAGAUACGCAGGAUGUACAGGACAAAGUUGAGGAGUUGAUCAGACAGUUUGGCGCCACGAACGUUUUCCUCAACGAAGAUUCCCUCCACAGCUUUGAUGUUACGCUGGCCCAUCUCAACCGCUAUCAUCAUUUGACCAAGGCCUGUGGGUGGAUAUUGGUGCAGGACACGAAGAUGUCUCGCUUCACUGGGCGCGACGGGCCGGUUGAAGCAGUCCGAGAGUUCAUCGGCAAGAAUACAGAGUACCGCGUCGAUAGAAGAUGGGAGUAUUUAUUGUACACGCAGCACGCCCAAGGUUGGCUGCAAAAGGGCCAGAAGUGUGGCAAGCGAUAG
This is a messenger RNA of Prorocentrum cordatum, 1044 nucleotides long. The record is from the annotation of a GenBank genome assembly. Lineage: Eukaryota; Dinophyceae; Prorocentrales; Prorocentraceae.